UUGAUUAAAAAUUAAAUUGUAUCUAACUAGGGGGACGUAUGUACUUUAUAUCCUCAAUACAAUCUAAUUACAAUGCAAAAAAAAAAAAUUAAAAAAAUUCUAAUGCAUUAUUUACAUCAAAAUACUAAAAAAUAUUCUAGAAAGUAUAAUUUCCUAAAGUGCUUCUAUCCUAGACAGCCUUUUUGAAAUUUCAAAUGAAACCAACUGCUGAUUAUAAUGUAUUAGAUUCUUAAAUUAGGUUUCAACAGUAUUAAUUACUCUUUAUAUUAAGAUACUCAAAAAAUUUAGAAACAAAAAUUGGUUGUGGAAUUGAGUUUGAGUUAUUUGUGUCCUUUGAUUGUAAGGAUUAUAAACUAACAUAUAAUAAUUACAUAAAUAAAAUUACAUGUGUAAAAUUUUUAUUAAAUAAAAAAUAUUUGUAAUUAUCAAAAAAACAGUUUUUGGGUACCUGAAACUCUUAUAAAUAGUGUCAUUCAUACUAGAGUAACCAGACCUUAGAUCAUCCCCAACAAACAGCCGCAGCAAAGAGAAAUGGAGAGCACCCUCUCCAAGUCUCCUCUUCACACACUUAGGUGUAUGCGUCGCACACCCUUCAACCGUUUGUUCGCCGGAGUUUAUACCACCGCCAUCUUUGCUCUACUCUACCACCAUGUACUCAUACUUCUCCAGUCCACCACCUUAGUCUCCUUCUUUAUAUCCACAUCCAUGUUAAUCUCUGAUAUUCUUCUGGGAUUCAUGUGGUCCACCACACAGUCCUUUCGCAUGCGCCCAAUCCUUCGCCAACAAUUCCCUGAAAACCUUGAGAAAGUCAUCGACCGGAAGGAUUUUCCGGCGAUGGACAUCUUUAUAUGCACUGCAGAUCCUUACAAAGAGCCGCCGAUGACCGUUGUGAACACGGCCUUAUCGGUGAUGGCUUAUGACUACCCACCGGAGAAGCUUUCGGUGUAUGUUUCAGACGAUGGAGGCUCGGAGUUCACUCUCUUUGCUUUUAUGGAGGCUGCAAAGUUUGGGAAGCACUGGUUACCCUACUGUCGGAACAAUAACAUCGUAGUGAGGUGUCCAGAUGCUUAUUUCAGAUCAAACUACCCUAGGAGUUCAGAGACACAGAAAAUCAAGAUGAUGUACGAAAGCAUGAAGAUAAGGGUAGAGACUGUGGUUGAGAGAGGUAAAGUCAGCGACGAGUAUGUCAGCAGUGAAGAAGAGCGUGAAGCUUUUAACAAAUGGACACAAGGGUUCACUCGUCAAGACCAUCCCUCCGUAAUCCAGGUUCUGUUAGAGAUGGGAAAAGACAGAGACAACACAGACAAAUCAAUGCCUAAUCUUAUAUACGUAUCGAGGCAGAAAAGCAAAGCCUCCCCACAUCAUUUUAAGGCUGGCGCCCUCAAUGCCCUGCUUCGAGUAUCUGCCAUCAUGACCAAUUCACCCAUCGUAUUGACUCUGGACUGUGACAUGUACUCCAAUGACACCCAAACACUUCACCGUGUGUUAUGUUACCUUACUGGUUCGCCAUGUCGGCCAAACUUAGGAUACAUUCAGUUUCCCCAACGCUUUCAUGGCCUGAAUGAAGCCGAUAUCUAUGCAUGCGAGUUCAAACGUUUGUUUCAAGUCAAUCCAGUUGGAAUGGAUGGGCUCUCCGGGCCUAGUUAUGUCGGAACAGGAUGCUUUUUCCGUCGUCGGGUUUUUUUUGGUGCUCCAUCGGCAUUUCUCCCACCUGAAUUUCCUGAACUGAGCCCGGAUAACGUUGUGGAGAAGCCCAUCAAGGCCCAACCAAUUUUGGCACUAGCCAAUCGUGUAGCUGGCUGCAAUUAUGAAAACCAAACCAAUUGGGGUUCCAAGAUGGGCUUCAAAUAUGGAUCCUUGGUGGAGGACUACAACACAGGUUAUCGACUGCAUUGUGAGGGUUGGAACUCAGUAUUUUGCCACCCUGAUCGGCCGGCAUUUUUGGGGGAUAUCCCGAUCUCCCUCAAUGAUGUGCUAAGCCAGACCAAGCGGUGGUCCGUUGGCCUUCUUGAGGUAGCCUUCUCCAAAUAUUGUCCUCUAACGUUUGGUGCCCGGGCCAUGGGCAAUAUAAGGGCUCUGUGUUUUGCACAUUAUGCCUUCUGGCCCAUAUGGUCUAUUCCAAUCUCCACUUAUGCAUUCCUCCCUCAGCUGGCUCUCCUCAAUAAUGUCUCGAUAUUUCCUGAGGUAUCUUCUGCACUUGUAGGAAAUAUUACCCACAUAUCCCCUAUACUAUACUACUCAUUUCACAAUGUCCCUUCACUUUAUUAGUUCAACAAUAAAUGUGCAAUACUCAGUACUAUGUGUACAAUUUUUUUUUUUAUGAUUUUAAUAAAGUAUCUUUCAGGUCUCGAAUCCUUGGUUUGUGUUGUACGUUUUUUUAUUUUUUGGGGCCUAUGCACAAGAUUACCUUGACUUCAUCUUAGCCGAUAGUACCAUCCAAAGGUGGUGGAGUGAUCAGAGGAUGUGGCUCAUAAGGGGACUCUCAUCUUACUUGUUUGGAUUAACUGAGUUUGUGACCAAAAACUUGGGUGUCGCCACACUUGGAUUCAAUGUCACCAGCAAAGUUGUUGACGAUGAGCAGAGCAAAAGGUAUGAUCAAGGAACCUUUGAGUUUGGUGUUCCGUCGCCCAUGUUUGUGCCUAUAGCAAUGGCAGCAACAAUCAAUUUGAUCGCGUUCCUCAGGGGACUACUUGAAAUUUACAUUGGUGGAAAUUUAGAUGGAUCAUUUGUGCAAAUGUUUGUAGCUGGUUUUGGGAUAGCGAAUUGCUUUCCAAUUUAUGAAGCCAUGGUCUGGAGGACUGACAAAGGAAGGAUGCCUAUUAAGAUCACCAUCAUUUCUAUAUUUCUAGCAUGGGCUCUUUACACCACAACUUCUCUCAUAUUGAAGAUAUGAAAGGGAUUUCACUGUUGGAGUUUUCAAGAUAUAUAGUAUCAUUGUUUAGAAUUUUUCACUUUCUGUGCUAUUAGGCUUACUUUGUAGUAUACAAUUUGUAAGGCAGGAAGUCUGGCCUAGAUGGUCAUCUGUCUAACAUGUGCUCAUUUAUCAAAAAUAUAGCAUCAUUUGGAAGCCGGGUUUUUUGUUGCAAAGGGAACUCGAAUACAAAACAUUCA
Molecule: messenger RNA, 3111 nt
Organism: Ilex paraguariensis (yerba mate)
Lineage: Eukaryota; Viridiplantae; Streptophyta; Magnoliopsida; Aquifoliales; Aquifoliaceae
Source: the annotation of a GenBank genome assembly